This is a messenger RNA of Girardinichthys multiradiatus, 6525 nucleotides long. It is a transcript of the gene rp1, whose product is annotated as oxygen-regulated protein 1. The coding region runs from base 137 to 6247 and encodes 2036 amino acids. Gene Ontology annotation, biological process: intracellular signal transduction; photoreceptor cell development; axoneme assembly. NCBI's taxonomy places the organism in Eukaryota, Metazoa, Chordata, Actinopteri, Cyprinodontiformes, Goodeidae. Gene Ontology annotation, cellular component: axoneme. The record is from RefSeq and is a predicted model, not a curated record. The transcript has 4 exons.
AAAUUGGCCAUGAUGUUGCAUGUCCCAAAAUAGUCCUUCAAUGCGGCUGAGAGGCUUUGAUCACCCGUGAGAUAAGCUAAGGUGGCAAGCUUUGAGUUGUUUUUGCUGUUAAAAAAUAAGAAGAAAUGCACAUUUUAUGCCUCCUCCUUACAAUAUGAGCAACACGCCUGUCCAGGACUCUCCAACUCAGGAGAUGUCCUCGAGUAGUGGCCAGAUAUUACCCUCUCAACCUGCGCAGCCCAUCUCUGAACCUUCAGCUUCUAAACGGGUAUGCUUUUACAAAAGCGGGGACUAUCAAUUCAGCGGGCAUCGUAUGAUAGUAACUCCCCGCACCUUCAAGACAUUUGAUGCCCUGCUGGAUGCUCUGUCCAAAAAAGUGCCUCUGCCAUUUGGAGUACGAACCAUAACCACUCCUCGAGGAACUCACUUUGUCAAAGCUUUGGAAGACUUACAAGAUGGGGGAGCUUACGUGUGCUCGGAUCAGAAACGGGUGAAGCCACUAAACCUGGAAGAGGUGAACCGCAGGCAAGUGCCUUGGAACGCCACAAGGCCACUCAGUGCAGGACGGCGAAAGAGGCAAGAGCUCAGCUUCCGUCAGUUUCGCAAAGGGACUGUUGCAAGCAAUAGGCCAGCGAAGGUUGCUGAGAGAGUGGCAGUACGGACGCCCAAAAAGCUCACAGUUAUCAAAAACAGGGAUCCUACUGUUAGACGAACCAUUGUCUUGCAGAGAAGAACAGCACCAACGUUUGAUGCUUUGCUGGAUUUCCUCUCUCAGGUCCUCCAGUUUCCAGUGCUGAAACUCUACUCCAGAGAUGGCAGACGGGUUGAUGGACUUGGUGCACUUAUCCUGUGUUCUGGAAUCAUUGUGGCAGCUGGCAAUGAGCCAUUCAGAUUUGGAAAACAGCGUUUUCACCGAACAGGCCAGACGGCCCAGAUCAUGUAUGUGGAACAUGUGGAACCGUCAGCAUUGCAAACUAGAAUGCAGGACAAGUCAUUAUCUAGUGGGAGAAGCUCAAGAAACUUCUCCCUCUCAUCAGAGCAAUUCAUCGUAAACCAGAUAAACAGGUCUCAGAGUGGAAGCUUGAACGGCUACCUGCACCAUCCCAGCAGACUGUCUGAAACAGAAGCCCAUCAGCAUCACGCAGCCAUGGAAACACGUGGACCUGAGAGGGGAGGUAAUGAGAACAGUAACUACAUCAUCCCUCAUGACGACGAUAUUGAAAAGUCUUUCCGCGUAAAUCAAGACGGCAGCAUGACAGUGGAGAUGAAGGUUCGUCUGACGAUCAAGGAGGAGGAGAUGCUUCACUGGACAACCACGCUCAGCCGCUCAGGCCUUAGCAAGAAGACGGUUUGUGGCUCCCUUUCUGGGUCAGACAACAGCUCACCUGACUCAAACAAUUCUGUUGCCAAAGACUCCUCAAGUAUUCAAGAGGAUGAAAGAAAAGAAGAGAACUAUCAUGACGGAACGUCAAAGGGCGUUGCCUUUAAUGAUGAACACAUCUAUAAAGGCUACAGCUCAACAACUCUGGGUAGAGCAAAAACACAAUUUAAGCGCACUCCUACACCAGGCCCACAACAUGUGAAUGAGAUGGCUUCUGUAGAGAGUGUGAAAAUGGUUACAGAGACAGGGGUUCAACAGAGCACCUUGGGACAUUAUUCGUACACGGAGAGGAAUGCUGAUGGUGAGACUACUGAGGGAUAUUGUGUUGUCAGACACAGCAACAGCAGCAAUAAACCAGUCCCUAAACCUUGUAGGACAGCAUCGUCAGGAGUGAGCAACAAAUGCUCCUCUGUCAGAUCAUCAGGGGUCGCUGAGGACCUUCAGAUUAAGAAUGGUGAAAUGGAGGUCACGGAGACCGUGAUGCAUAUUUAUGAAAGUCAAGGUUGCUACGACAACUAUGUUGCAAAUAAGGAGUUCAGCAUAGAUGGAACUUCUUUGCAUGGCUCCCCUCCGGUGGCAGAAAGCAAAACGUCCACUGCCUCAGGGCCUCAAUCGUCCAACAAUGAUUGUGAUAUAGAUUGUAACUGGCAGCCGCCCACUGCUGACUCAAUACAGCGGCAAAAAGAGGAGAUACUAUCACUGUCAUCAGAGCCAGAAUCUCUGACACAUCAGGCUACAAACAAUCUCUCUUCAGUAACUGAGACUGAGGCUGUCUGCUCACAAAUGUUGGAAACAGUAAGUAAAGAUAAAGCUGCCAAUAGCACUAAGAGGAAAAAGAUUGCUAGGCCGCCUUGGAAGGAGAAGGGUUCAGCUUCAACAAACAGUUCAGAUAAAAAACAUCAAGAAAGCACAAUAGGCUCCUCGAAACAUAGCAAACAUUCAUCUUCUGACAAGCUGAGCAGCAACGCCAGUGUCGGAAAAAAGAGCCUGAAUUCAUUGGAGGGAUCUAAAAGUUCUCUAAAGAAUAAAGGAGUUGAAAAGUCUCAGUCUAAGAAGUCAUUCAAAGACGAAAAAAUGCCCAAAAGGGGUUCAGCCUUAUUACUUAAACCUGGAAAUGCUAUGAUAAACCCACAGCAGAAAAAAAGCCAAAACAGAAUAGCAACAAAAGAUAAUUGCCACAAUAUUAACACUCUAACCGAAAGGCCCCAGAUGAAGAAGAACAUGUCAGACAUUUUACAAACCAAAAAAACACCUUCACUCAGUAAAAAGACAAUGAUCAGACCAAAAUCCAUGACUGAAUGCGAACUAUCACUACCCAAACCAUCUUUGGAAAUGAGUGAGAGUGCAUCAUUAUCUUUUGUAAAUCCCUCUCCUUCGGAAAUUUUCCAGUAUGUCGAGAACUGGUUGGAAAAAGUCAAUCCAGACUCUGUGCCAUAUGCAGAGGAGGUUAUCACAGAUGGAGCAGAAAGUCGGGCCAAGGUUGUAUUUAAGAUAGGUGACGACUCAGAAUCAGAUGAAAUAAAUCAAUGCCAGACUAGUUUAAAUGAUACCAUGAAGAAAUCAUCAUCCUGUUUAUCAGUUCCUCUUUGUCACGAUGGGCUAGCUUCAGGUGUUGAGCAUGAUGAACAGAGAGCCCGAGGUCUUUGUGUUUCAAUGCCGAGUGUCAGGGCUGACCCAGAAAGCAAUGAGAACAAGCUCAGGCUACACAAAUCUGUUGAAGCCAUCUGUCCAAAUGACAGCGAAACGUCUAACUUGUUGAGCCCAAAGGCAAAGCUAAAACCUGUCCUUCGACAGGUUUGUUCAUCAAUUCAGUGCAUUAGAAGAGCAUCUGCCAGCAGCACUGCCCCCACUCUUCACAAUUCAAGUAGCCUUCCUAAUUUCUCAACACAAGUUGCCUCAGUAUUCGGCUCAUCGUGUAAAGCAUUCCUCUCGUUUUUGUCAGUAAUGACACUGAGAGACAACCUAAAUGGCUCUCAACUAGGGGAAGGUAACCAAUCAAGAACCCCAUCAGAGGCCAUGUUAAUGAUGGAAUCCCUCCAGAAGAUUUCUGCUUUGGAAGAUGAAGAAGAACAGAAGGCGAGUCUUACCGACUUGCAAAGCAGAGCGUCUUCUCAGCUAAGAGAGCGCUGGAAGGAUUUCCAGACUCUAAGGGAGAGGCUUGAAAGUGAACCGCUCUCCCCCAGAGUAUCAGAGACUGAGUUUGCACUGGAUGUUGUCUCUGAAGGUGGUGACACAUUCGAGGGUCAGCAAAUGGUCCUCGAUGAGCUCAUGGAAGAGCUAAACAUGCCGCAAGACCUCAGAGAGGAGGUUGUUUCCACAAUCCAACAAACCAAAGGUUUCUACCCUGCUGAGGAGAGCACUUUUGUUGAGACUGUUAGAAACCAGUCAGAGUCAGAGGAAGACAUAGAACGAUUUGUUGGUGAGUGUGAAGAGGAAACAAAAGAUUCACCAGAGCCUAGAAGCACAACUUGGGACUUAACUGAAACAAAGGAAGAACAUGACAAUGAGGUGAAUCAGGGGUCAGCCACAGAAAUACAUGAAAUAGAUAAUGGACACCUGGUCCUCUUAGAAAGAGGUGAGGCAAUAAAAGAUGAGGAGCAUGAUGCAGAAAAGAUGGAUAAUUUACGAAAUAAAGAAGACGUAUAUGCUGAAGAAGAAGAUGACAGGAAACAACUGGAAAAGAAUGGGGAUAUAGAGAAUGAUGUGAAAGCAGAGAUGCAGGGGGAUUCAGAGGAAGAUAAGGCAAGUGACAGGGAAUCUGUUAAAGUAGAGGAAGUGGAAGAAGAGAUGACAGGGGAUGAAGAUAUUACAAAGCAGAGAUUGGAGGAGGAUAAAGGUUUUGUAGAUGAGGAAACAAGAAAUGAUGAUAGUGUUGAACAUACAGAUGAGCGGGAGGGGGCAGAAGAGACAGAGGAGGAAGGAAACCAUCAGGAGGGGGAGGCUGAAGAGAGUGAGGUGCAAGAUGACGAUGAAGUAGAAACUAUAAUUAAUGAGGAGGAGGAGGAAGAGGAGGAGGAGAGUAAAGGCUUUCUCCCUGAAGAUAUAGAUAAGGGAGUAGAAGAGGAAACUGAGAGAAAUGGGGAAGUGAUUGAGAUACAUGAGCAAGAAAACGUGGAAAAUGACAAGAUGUCAGAUGCAGGUAUUUGUACACUUGAAGGCAAAGUUCAUGAGGAGGGAAGUGAGGAAACUGAGGAAGAUGUUGAGGAAAAGGAGGAGCAUGAGAAAGAACUGGUAACAGAUGGGGUUAUUGAUGGAAACAGGGAAGAGGAUAUGGAGAACGAGGAAGAAGAAGCGAGUGAACAUGAAGAAGACAAGGAAAGCGAGAAAAACACAAAUGAGGUGGAAUAUGAGAGAAACAGCUUAGAAAAUACAGAAACUGAUUUGCUGGAAGAAAAAGCAGAUGAGGUAUAUGUGGAUGAGUUAGACAAUGAGCAAAAUACGGCGGGAGGGCAAACUAUAGAUGAAAAAGACAGUAAUGAUGGUGAAGAAAGCAAGUCUAAUCAGAAAUUUGAAGAAAUGGAAGUUCUACAAAGAGAUGAUACAGAGGAAGAAGGGUCUGUUUUUGAAGAUGUAUACAAUGUUCCUGAUGAUCAGGAUUGUGAAACUAUGUUUGAAGAAGCUUCUUGUCAGCAGCAGCACAGUAAUGCUGUAGAAACUCAAUCUAAAUAUUCCUCUGAAGACCAGUGUGAGGACAAAUGUACAGACACUAUUCAUGAGACAGAUGAGGGAGGAGAAGAGAAUAAAAGCAACAGUUUAACCCAUCCAGUGGAAAUUUCUCAGGAGCUACUUGACUUUGUAAACGAUGCCCUCCAGUCUUAUUCUCUUAUAUUUACAUAUGACACACGGGGAAAUGUUAGGAUCGUGCCUGAUAAUGCUAGAGUUGUACAAACUAAGCAAAGUUUGAUACCAAAACCCCGAAAAGAUAGUUCUUAUGGUUUAAAAUGCCUCCCAAGCCCCAUCACGUCAGAUUUAUCUGAUUACAGACCAGAGACAUCUGGCAGUGGAGGGUAUAAAACUCAGGAGUCUGUAGAUAUUAUUUCAGAAAGUGGAGAAGAGCCUUUAGAGAAAGCAAACAGCACUGGGAGAAUCAUCUCAGAGCAAUGGUGCUCAAAACUGUCUGCAGCAAGUUACUCAUUAAAAAGUGGAAACAGUCCUUCUUCCAGUGAUGACGGCACUAAAGCUUCAAGGGAGGAUCUCUCUUAUUUCAGUGCUGCAAGCUCAUUAAAAGAAGAAACUGAAGCUGAAACACAAAAUGCACAAAACGUACCUUUAACUUUUGUUAAAGACUCGGCUGAUGGGGUUUUGAUUGAUCGAGGGCGAUGGCUUCUAAAGGAGAACCAUCUUAUAAGAAAAUCCCCGCCUGUCUCCCUGGGAAUGUACGGAAAUCUAGACAGCACAUCCAUAGACACAAACCAGGAAAACACAAGCGUGGAUUCCCCAUCUCACACUAAAACCCAGCACAGCCCCCUUGCUGCUAUAUCCUCCUCUGAGCUUGAGGAGAUGGCGAAGCCUCUAACUCCAAAGUGCACCUACUACAACAUGCCACAUGGAAGUGACUCUGACCCCUUCUUGGAUGAUGUCAGCGUCAGGAGUCGGAAACACGAUGCAAGCAGCAUAAAAGCAAGAGGCUUCAGGGUGUCGCCAACUGUUGACACUUCAAAAAGUUUUCCUAACAGAAACGGCAGUCUGUCGUCAUUUGCUUCAGUUGAGUUUAAAAUCCCAGACAGAAAAGUGCACCCUGAGGUUGAAUCCUCUGCAGUGACGCAGCCAAGAAGGACAUCUAACGGUGAACAGGGUGCACUGCAAGCUCAAGGCUCUUUGGACUCACUGCAUUUGAGAUGUGGGCAGUACUGUCCCAUACUAUAAAAUGAGGACAUUAUAAUUUACAAAACAAAUAAAGCAUUAUACAUUUACUUUUAUAGGAACUUUUGUCUUAUGUUGCUGCUAAAAACAUUUUCUUCAGUUAAAUCAUAAUCAACAGGAACCUCAUAGAUAUGUUUGGUGACUGACGAGAGUCGUGCCUCUUAUUCAUCUUGGAAUGUAGUAAAAAAAUAUUUUUAUACAUGCUGCAACUUCAGUGCUGUCUUCCAUGUGGUUGCUAAUGAAUCUGUCCUGAAAAUUAAAAUCACCUAUAUUUUUACCAA